This is a messenger RNA of Lodderomyces margitis, 1299 nucleotides long. RefSeq lists its product as uncharacterized. The transcript has a single exon. The record is from RefSeq and is a predicted model, not a curated record. Bases 1 to 1299 code for a protein of 432 amino acids. Lineage: Eukaryota; Fungi; Ascomycota; Pichiomycetes; Serinales; Debaryomycetaceae.
AUGUUGCGCAGUCAAAGUAUUUCCGAUAUCAAUGAAAAAAAGACUUCAUCAACGUCAAAACUAUUCAAUGCAUUCAAAAGACUGAGUAAUAGCAAUAGCACUGCUUCAACUGAUAUACAAGAAAAGAGAAAGUCACGUCCCUUAAGCAGUAGUAUAUCAGCCCUCAAUUUGAAGAUAUCGGCGCCAGUUCUACAAGAAUCAACAAGCACUACUAAGAACCCAUCCUACCUUUCCAAUCCUGAUAACAAAGAGAAUAUCAACCACCACCACCAACAACAACAACAGCAAAGUGCCAAGUUGAAGACAAGAUCAAGUACACCUAAUUUAAAUCGUCGGUCAUCAGUCUAUUUCUCAGGUCCUGACUCUAAACCAACUGCUGCAACUGCUAGAAUGCUUAGAACUAACAACAGAUAUUCAUUUAUCGCUGGUAACAACUUCCAAGCCCAUAGCAGCAAAGACUUAACCAGUGAGGAUAGCCAUACAGGACAUUCCAUCACCAACAACACCGCCUCAUCAUCAGCUCACAUUAGUCCGGCAACAAUUUCUUCACAAUCAGAUUCAAUUUUUGAUCAAUCGUCAAUCAGUUGUGUUGGUGAUGACGAUGAUAUUGAUAGUGAAGCAGGUGGAACUGGUGCAUCUUCGGAAAUAUCUUCAAUACAUACGGCUGAAACUAGUAACGAAGCAAAUUAUGUCUAUGCCAAACACAACACCACCGCCACCGCCAAAACCAAAACUAAAUCCACUUCAACUGCAUCAUCAACCAUACCUGAGUCGCCAUCCUCAUCAAUAAUCUCCACAUCAAUACCCAAGAAAUUGCAUCGCACGACAAAUCUUUACAACUUGAAUGAAUUUAUCAAUAAACUAAGUAUCGAUGCCAAUACAUUGCCGGCAUCUUCUCCUUCUGCAUCUUCUUCAACCUCAAUUCAACAACCACUGACGGAAAUGAUAUCAAUGAGUAAUCGAAAAUCAAUUGAAUUUGAAAAUCAUCAAAUAAAACAGUUGAACAAUAAAUUAAAUCUGAUUGGCCACCUUUAUUCACAUAAGCAGGCUCCUGCUGAAGCUUCAUAUCAUUGUCAAAUUAAAUUAGUGGAAAACGUGUUAUUCCUAACUACCCACACCGACCAAGAAGAUGUACAGCCUAAUGGACAAAAUAACACCAACAGAUGCAGUUUCGAUUAUGAUUUGAAAUUGGAUGAGUAUUUGGAUGUAUUGAAGAAUGAAGAAUAUAAUCUUGAUGCAUCAUCCAUGGAUAGUAACAUAUUUGAAUCGGAUGGUGAUCAAUUAUACCUAAUGUACUAA